AUGGUUUGGGAAACAUGUAAAAUAGUGCUACACAAUCCACCUGACGGAUUAUUUCAUACUAAUAGUAUUGUAACAGGUUCUGUUGUUUUAGAAGUAAAACCAGAUAGUAAAGUUGGACAAAUUGAUUUAAAAGUGAAAGGCACUUGCAAAGCGAGAUGGUCGAGACCUUCACCAACAAUGCCAUAUAUAAAAAUUUAUGCAGAAAAGAAAGAAGUUUUCUGCGUGAUUAUUGACGUUUUUCGGGAAACAGUUAAAUCAGGGACAAUUAGUCGUCAGUUUCAUUUCUUCCUACCACCUGAUUUACCUCCAAGUUACUAUGAUAAAAUUGCAAAAGUACAGUAUCGUGUUAAAAUCCAAAGUAAAAAUGCAUAUGGAUUAUUGAAAAAAGUUGUUUGUCCAUUUACUAUUGUUAAUUCUCUUAACUUGAAUCAUCUUGACGAAUACAAGUAUAAAUUGUUUAAGAUACCACUGCUAUACGAGAUGACAAAUAAAGUGGGUAUAUUUGGUAGCUUCUGUUUACUUUUUAAGACGUACAAGGGAUUCACAUCUAAGCAAUUAAUACCAUUUGAAGCUAUAAUAACAAAUAAACAUAAAUAUAAAAUAAAAAGAAUAGAGGUUUGUUUGAUUAAGAAAAUAGAAUAUAGCAUAACAGAAGGUUAUUAUAACGCUGAAGAAUCAUUAUGUAAAUCUGUUUAUAGUGACAUAUUACAUACUGUUCAUCAAAGCUGUUACUUUAAUAUGGAAAUACCUGAAGUAAUGCCUUCAACAAUGCACCUUGAUAAUUCGAUGGUUAAUAUUUCAUAUUCGUUGAGAGUAAAAGUUUGUUUCGUAUAUCACUUUCCUUUGGAGAUUGACAUACCUGUAACGAUUGCAACUGUGCCUAUUGUAUAUAAAAGUUAGUACUGAUCUGAAACUGUUGUUACCUAAAAGGACUAAGAUUUUUUUUUAUAAUAACUGAAUGCUAAAUAAAAAAGAAAAUA
Messenger RNA from Melitaea cinxia (Glanville fritillary), 980 nucleotides. RefSeq lists its product as uncharacterized. Gene Ontology annotation, biological process: protein transport. The record is from RefSeq and is a predicted model, not a curated record. The transcript is spliced from 6 exons. NCBI's taxonomy places the organism in Eukaryota, Metazoa, Arthropoda, Insecta, Lepidoptera, Nymphalidae. The coding region runs from base 1 to 900 and encodes 299 amino acids. Gene Ontology annotation, cellular component: cytoplasm.